This is a messenger RNA of Vidua chalybeata, 5795 nucleotides long. RefSeq names its product SPARC (osteonectin), cwcv and kazal like domains proteoglycan 1 (gene SPOCK1). NCBI's taxonomy places the organism in Eukaryota, Metazoa, Chordata, Aves, Passeriformes, Viduidae. Gene Ontology annotation, molecular function: protein binding; calcium ion binding. The record is from RefSeq and is a predicted model, not a curated record. The transcript has 11 exons. Gene Ontology annotation, biological process: establishment of protein localization to extracellular region. The coding region runs from base 236 to 1543 and encodes 435 amino acids.
GCUCGGGACCCGCCACGGGCAGCGGCUGGCGCGGGCUCCGGCAGACAGACAGACAGGCAGACAGACAGACAGACUGACAGCAGCACCGCCACAGCACGCACACAGAGAGCAGCGGCACCGCGCACAGCUCAGCGGCACCGCGCAGGGCUCAGCCACAGCGCACCGCGGCGCCGGCAGCGGCAGGAGGACAAGCAGCGCACGGUGCUGGGAGCCCGGCCGGCGGCACUGCCCGGAGAUGUCGGGGGUGCUGGUGAUCGCUGCCUGGUGCUUCCUGCAAGUGGAGAGCCGGCAUCCCGAAAUCAUCACGAGUAACAGCAAUCAUGGCAAUUUCCUGGACAACGACAAAUGGCUGAGCACCGUUUCGCAGUACGAUAAAGACAAGUACUGGAACAAAUUCCGGGAUGAUGAUUAUUUCAGAAACUGGAAUCCAAACAAGCCGUUUGAUCAAGCCCUUGAUCCAUCCAAAGAUCCCUGCCUGAAGGUGAAGUGCAGCCCACACAAAGUGUGUGUCACCCACGACUACGAGACCGCGAUCUGCGUGAGCCGCAAGCAGCUGGUGCACAGCCUUCGACAAAAGAAAGGCAACUUGGCCCAGAAGCACUGGGCUGGAGCAGCCAACAUGGCAAAGUGCAAGCCCUGCCCCAUGGCCCAUUCCAGCGCUGUCUGCGGCUCCGACGGACACACCUACAGCAGCCAGUGCAAGAUGGAGUUCCAUGCAUGUACUUCUGGCAAAACCAUCACAACUCGAUGUGAAGGGCCCUGCCCCUGCCUGCCAGGACCUGAAAGUAUAAAACACAAGACAGAGAAGACUGCUUGCACAGACAAAGAGCUGAGGAGUCUGGCGUCGAGGCUGAAGGACUGGUUCGGUGCCCUUCACGAGGAUGCCAAUCGUGUCAUCAAACCCACGAGCUCGGAGACAGCACAAGGCAGAUUUGACACCAGCAUCCUACCAAUCUGUAAGGAUUCCUUAGGCUGGAUGUUCAACAAACUUGACAUGAACUAUGACCUGCUGCUGGAUCCCUCGGAGAUCAGUGCCAUUUAUCUGGAUAAGUACGAGCCUUGUGUCAAGCCCCUCUUCAACUCCUGCGACUCCUUCAAAGACGGGAAGCUUUCCAACAACGAGUGGUGCUAUUGCUUCCAGAAGCCAGGCGGUCUUCCUUGCCAGAAUGAAAUGAAUAGAAUUCAAAAGCUAAGUAGAGGGAAGAGUCUGUUGGGUGCUUUCAUCCCCCGGUGCAAUGAAGAAGGUUAUUACAAAGCCACGCAGUGCCAUGGCAGCACGGGGCAGUGCUGGUGUGUUGAUAAGUAUGGGAAUGAGAUAGCUGGCUCCAGAAAGCAAGGCACAGUCAGCUGUGAAGAAGAGCAAGAAACCUCAGGGGAUUUUGGCAGUGGUGGAUCUGUUGUAUUGUUGGAUGACUUGGAAGAGGAACCUGAAGCAACAAAAAAAGACAAAGAAGGGAAACUGAAGAUUCAUGUAAGAGCAGCUAAUGAAGAUGAUGAAGAUGAAGAUGAUGAUAAGGAUGAUGAAAUUGGUUAUAUAUGGUAGUGCCCAUCAUGAUGAGGACUCACGUUUUGCACAAUAUUGCAAUUCACAUCAUAUCUCUGCAAUUGUAUCUGAGAGUACCUGGCACAAAAGUUCCCUCUAUACUGAGUUUAAUUUUGUAUAGCCAAUUUAAUUUGGAUGACAACUUUUUUUCCAGCAAGGACUGUUUGGAAUACAGCUUUUGUUCAGUUGGUUUGGGGGAUUUUUGUUCUAUCCACAGGGGCAAUGAGUUUUGUUUCAAAACCAUUUUGUGUCUUAAUCCUCACUUGCACCACUUACGAAAUCUAUCCUGUGAAAGAAUCCUGGAAGGGGCUCAAAAAAAAAACCAAUACAAAGGCUUAGAAGCCCCUCUCAUGUCAGAGAAUUUGUGUCAUAAAUUGUUACCUGGAUCAUAUCAGAAAAAGUUUUUCUUUCAUGAAGAAGGAGAAGUAGGAGCCUCAUUUUCUGGUCCAUAUUUAUAAUGUCCCAGUGAAGAGUAAGUCUCUUUGGACAGUGGCUGCCCAGUUCCAGGGGUUUAAUCCAGAAGAAAACCCACUGACAGGACUUUCCCUUCCUUCCAUUCUUUGAGAAUGAGUCCAACAGGCUUAGUCCAGCUCACACUGAAGACAAAACUCCCACCAGGGCCCAGAUCAGCUCACUGGCACUCAGAGUCUACCUGCCUUUCAGAGUGCUUAAGGAGAGAGUAUUUGGUGAAUUUGUAGCAUCACAACCACCCCCAGAGCUGCUCCUCAGCUGCUGUCUGAGCUCGUUUGCACCACUAACAGCACCCAGGCAGCCUCUGCUCCCAGCUCACACACCACAGAGCUGUCUCUUCUCCACUGAGCAACCCUCCUUCCAAAGCUAGAAUGCUGUCCAAGUGACUGUCUCUUAUUUCAUGUAAAGAUAACCUGAUUUAAAAAGCAGCUUUGGGUGGUGAUCUUUCAAAAGCAUAACCCCUUGGCUCAGUGUGGUGCUGCACACUUGUAAUACACACUCCUAAAAGAGAAUAGUAUUAAAAUCCAAUCUGUGGUUCCCUUGAUACCUCCCAUAUAUUCAAAGAUCUUGUAUCAGAGCAUAUUGACAUUACAUUAUUUGCAGUGUCCUUUCCCAUGGCAGUUCUGGGAUGCAGUAAUGUGCUGUGGUGAUCUUUUAUUAUUUUUGCUCUUUUGUGAAGCAGUAAGAGGAACCUUAACCCCACUCUUGCAUUAGGAUACAGGUGUGAGUAUUUUAGCAGUGCCUGUGGUUGGUCAGUGAGUUAUUUUGCGGAAUAAAAAAUGUGGUUUUUAUAACAAAAACUAAUUAGAUUUUUUUUUCUGAGUUAAUGGUGGAUGUAGAGGUGGAGACAGCAUUGAGUCACAACAUGGUUGUCUACAUAGUCAGUUGAAAGCUGGAAAAUAGCACAAAGAUUGGCAGAAGUCAGUUUUUAGGUACAUUGGCCUGGGGAUGUUGGCUCUCAGCCCUCUCCAAAGCCAGUGCCUGCCUGGCAGCCCUCUGGGUGGGACCUCUGCUUUCAGAUGUGAUCAGAAGUGGAAUUCCUUUCAGGUACCAUGUGCUGCAGGGGCUCUCCUGUUUUCUCCUCUUUUAUUUCCUAUUUAUCCAGAUCAAUGACCUGAGAACAAAGAGCAAGCCUGCAUAAUCAUUAUUAAUGCAGAAGGAUGUGUAAAACCAUGAGGAAUUUGUUGUUUCACGCCCCUGCAUCCUCCCAAAAAUCUGCCAUCACAGUCAUUUGCAAAAGGCCUGCAAUCUGCCCUGGCUCAAAUAAAUCCAUUUGGUUUUCCCAUAGCUUUAGAAAAAUAUAUUUAAUAAUAAUUUUCCAUGAGCUGCACCACACACAGACACAGACACACACACAUAUGCACACUUUUUCUAUUUGCUCUUCACAGAAAUCCUGCCAGCUUGCAGGAGGAGCAGAUAACCCAGCAUUUCUGUCUCCCUAAAUAUGAUUUUGUGAGAAGCAAUUGAACACCGUCAGUAGGUUCCUUCUCAAACAUCCUGUCUAGUUUUCCUCUGAUAUUUUCUUAAUUAACCCCACACUCUCUGGGUCUGGCUCUGCUGUCCUGUGCAAGACCUGCCUGAGGCAGAGCUGCCAUUUCAUUCUGCCAUAAACCUGAGCUCCACAAUCAGCAGAUUAAGCUUAUCCUCCUGACUGGACUCAUUCUCCACACAGAGCUGGGGGGUUUGGCAGUCCUGUGUCCCUCCACAACAGCUUAUCCUGGGCUGUGCCUUACAUCAAAGGUCACAGAGCAAAUCCCUUCCCCAGCCCAGUGCCUCCCCAGGGUAAGGCCUGGCACUCUAAGCCCUUGCAGGCAGUACCAGGUCUGAGGCUGCAGGGGGCUGUGUCACAUGCAAACAUGCAAGAUGGUUAAAUUAAAGCUGUUAAAUAAGCCUUUAAAAGUGAAUGUGAACAUCUUUGAGUUUACAUGUGCAGACAUGGCAGCACCACCCACUGGUGGUCUCCUGGCUGUCAUCUUCCACAUGUGAUGCUUCCAAAUCAGAGCUGGAAGGGUUUCUAUCUAAAUGUAAAGCAAUUAGUGUCUCCCAGACUCACCAGCUCAAACACUGGGUGGCCCCAGUGAAACAGCUCCAUGCCCAGCCCAGCCUGGUGAGGGGGCUUGGCCUUGGCUGGCUUGGGUGGCCUCUGGUAGCACAUCCCCCUGCACCCAGAAACACACACAGACACAACUGUUGUAGGAUGCUGGCCUGGAUCCAGACAGAGCCCCCUCUCCAGGUGACCGUUCAGUCACCUCUUUGACUCGUGCAAGUGUUCUUCUGGCUCCAGCCAGCACGGGAAAUGUGCCACUUUAUGGGCUGGGGCAGCUGGGCAGGGCAGCCGUGCCCAAUCCCAGGGUCCCAGCCGGGCAGGAGCAGGGCACACGUGCUUGGAAGGGCAGCUCAGGCUCUGGAUUGCUUUGAGAGCAAGUUCCCAAAUCCUGCAAAGCUAUUUAACAAAGCCCUUUUGAGAUCCACUGGCAUCCUCCCGUGGUGGGGGAUCUGCAGCCUAUAUAUAUAUACAUAUGUAUAUCUCUGUGUGACUGUAUAUAUACAUUUAUGCACAAUAUGUAUGUGCAUAUGUAUGUGUGUGUCCAGUUUGGGGAGAUGCAUUAAGAAAAUCUUCUAUUUAAUGAAAUAGUGAUAAAGAAACCAGCGAUUCUGCCAAGAACCAGUGCUCUUCCAGAUCAAGCCCCUUCCAUUCUUCAUGCUUUGUAAAGGAUUUAAUUUGUUUCCAACUUAAUUUAAUUCAAUUCCUUUCUUUAUCAGUUUUUUUUUUUACAAAGCAAGACUUACUUCCUAUCUGAAUCAAGUCAUUGACCUUCCAAACAUUUUCUCAUUGUGAAAAAUGGAAUCUGAGUUGUCCCAUUCUUUUAGAGACACAAACCAAAUGGAAUCAGAGUUGUCCCAUUCUUUUAGAAACACAAACCAACUUUUAAUCUCAUUUUCUUUUCAUAUUACAGUCUAUGAGAUACUGUUAGGCAUUCCUUUAUGUUCCUUUUAACUACUGUAGUUAAAUCAAAAUGUUGAGUUCAGAUUUCAGUACAGCUGGGUUUUUUGGGCCGUUGCUGUGAACACAAAGAAUCCUCUUUAUUUUCUUUGCCUUUUUUUAAGCUAUUCUGUACUAUUAUUUUUAACCAUUUGAACUGUUUAUUUAAUAUUUAUUCUACACUUUAUAUUGAAGAUGUAAAGUUUAUAUUUAAAACAACACUGUUUGUUAGUGAAUGCUUCUCUUUGCCUCUCCAGCCUAGUCUGUUAGUCUCAGUGUACAUUUCUGGCAUGGGAAUAUUUUGAUAUUAGGAGUUUUGUAGCCUUUUCUCCCUCAAGCAGCAACUGAUGUAGAUCUAAGGUCACCACCUGACCCAGCCCAGGUCGCUCGAGCUUCGCUUCCUCCGUUUGUUGGCUUCUCUCGCAGUCCCUCCUGUGUCCCAUCCUUUCAUCCACAGACUGCUUUGUACAGUUACUACACAUCAAAAAGCCCUUUCUACAGUAGGUGGGUUUUGGUCUUUUUAUACUUUUCUCAAUGCUGUUGAUGUCUGUUACUGUUCAAUGUGUAGAGCUGUAAGGAGAGAUCCAAAUAUUACGUGUUUCAGUUCGAUGUCCCUACUGUAGAUGGAUGUAGACUAUCAUAGUAAAUAGAACUGCAUAGUGAAUUCUGAAUGCUUUUUCCAUAAGGAGUUAAGUGGAAUGUGAACAUUUUGCUACCUUUGGUUAACUGUAAAUGCUUAACUGUAGUCUGAAAUAGUUGCAUUUUUGUCUGUCUCAAUAAAUUUUAAUUUGUCUGCGA